GUUUCGUGUUUGAGUUGGUGGUUGUGUGCUGAAGUGCCUUCUGCACGGAACACUUUUUAAUACAGAAAUCUGACUUAUUUAUAAAGCAAUUUAAUCUGUACGUGCAAUGCCAUCAGAAGCUAAAUAGUUUGUUCGUAUGGUGCAAGACGACUGAUGGCCGACCAUUGAGUUGCCUUAUUUGGUGACGUCUUUGUCCGUCGAUCACAUAUUGUGAGGUCGCUUGACUGAAAACUAGGGGUCACCGGCAGCAACUGUAACUCUAUUGGCUGGGAUCAUGGUCAGCUACUACCGGGUCCUGGACGUUUCGCGAAAUGCGACCACAGCGGAGAUCAAGAAGGCGUACCGGACAUUAGCACUAAAAUGGCAUCCGGAUAAAAAUCCAGAUAAUUUGGACGAAGCAAAUAAAAAAUUCAAAGAAAUUUCAGAAGCGUACGAAGUUCUGUCUGACGACGCCAAACGUCGGAUGUACGACGCUCAUCAGCACCAACGACCCGGCACGCAUUCCUCUAAGGUCCCGCGAAACUUCAACUUCCGUGGAUUUUUCGAGUCGCCGUUCCAUCGUUUCUUUGAGAAGAAACGCCGAAUGUAUGACAAAUAUGGAAAGGAGGAUUAUUCACAAGCGUCUCGAGGCCGUUCAAGGCAUUAUGGUGCUGCUCCAAGUGAUGACAUACACGAUUUCUUCACCACUUUCCGUGAUCCUGAAGAAGUGUUCAGAGAGUUCUUCGGUGGACGUUCCCCGUUUGGUGAUCUCUUCCAAGAUUUCAGCCGGGGUCAAGGACAGGGCCAUCACCAGCGCAACUCCCAUCCACAGAACUUGAUUAGUUCUUUGAUCUACAAUCCAUUCGCUUCACAAGAACUUCGCAUGCCAGGUUUUGAAGACCUGUUCAGCGCCGGUCAACUAAGCUCUGGGGGCUUCACAUCAUUCUCAUCUCUUAGCAAUGUCAGCGGACCAAGUGGUGGAACUGUUAAGAGGACGUCAACUUCCACCAGAUUCAUUGAUGGAAAGAAGAUAAUGACUAAGAAGAUUUACGAAAAUGAAAGGGAGACUACGAUGGUAUACGAGAAUGAUAUCCUCAUCUCGAAGACUGUAAACGGUGUUCCUCAAUCCAUCACCUCCAGUUAAAUAUAUUGCUUCAAAUGUUAAAUUAUUUCAUUCAUGAAGAUGAGAUAGGCCACAAGAGACUGACUAUUUUAUCUGUUUCUUUUCUGUCUAUUUCUAGCAAGAGUAUGUAUAAAGGAGAAAUUUGCCAAUUGCUGCCAUGUCUUUUUUCUUUUUUGUGGACCACAUAUACCAAUAUACAUACAUACACACAUUUCAAAUAAACAUUGUAGGAAGCUGGUGUGACUGAUGGUUAAAUUUACUGCUGUUAAUGUUGAGUGAGUGGAUGUGGUUACAGUGAGAAAGUGGUAUGUACCAUGGAUCAGUGAGCAUUUGUUGUUCGUUUCAGUUAACUUAGGACAGUUGGUUUCUGCAUUUUCUUGUGAAGGAUGAAGACACUUGAAUAGUGUUUUAUUUUAUUUGAAUCAGUUAAGUUUCACUAAAAGAAAAUUGUUACUGCUAAGCCAGAAAGUUUUUCCCUAAGUCAUUAUGCCAGUAAAUUAAGAAUGAAGAUAUGUAAGACAAAAUACCCCAUAAUGUUUUGUGAACUCUGUGGAUAAAGGGACAAAGAUGUGCCUGUUUCCUGUUCCUUUGAAGAAUAUUACAUAAGUUAAUCUAAAACAUUUUGUUCUAACAUUUAUUUGUAUCAGUCAAAUCUGAAUUGUCUUGAAAAUAAAGGGAACAGUAAUACUAA
Molecule: messenger RNA, 1793 nt
Organism: Zootermopsis nevadensis
Lineage: Eukaryota; Metazoa; Arthropoda; Insecta; Blattodea; Termopsidae
Gene: mrj
Product: DnaJ heat shock protein family (Hsp40) member B6 mrj
Molecular function (GO): Hsp70 protein binding
Source: RefSeq, a predicted model, not a curated record